This is a messenger RNA of Colletotrichum destructivum, 3775 nucleotides long. RefSeq names its product Putative amino acid transporter, transmembrane domain-containing protein. NCBI's taxonomy places the organism in Eukaryota, Fungi, Ascomycota, Sordariomycetes, Glomerellales, Glomerellaceae. The record is from RefSeq and is a predicted model, not a curated record. Gene Ontology annotation, biological process: amino acid transmembrane transport. Bases 1853 to 3421 code for a protein of 522 amino acids. Gene Ontology annotation, molecular function: L-amino acid transmembrane transporter activity. Gene Ontology annotation, cellular component: fungal-type vacuole membrane. The transcript has 5 exons.
CUGAGUCUAAUUGCAUUGAGACGCGUUUGAUUAUCAUAGUGUCUCUCUCCUCUAAGCUGUUUGUCUUACAUUGCUCGUUAAACUAACUCGAUUGCUCAUCUAACCUUAAUACACACUUUGGGGAGAUGUAACAAUGCUGAAGAGGACCUUUGGAGAAUGACAGCGAAACAGGCCGCUGAAGAUACCUUGAUUAGGUACCUAUAGCACCGACAGGAGAAUUUCCAACAGAUCCGCUUGGCCCCCAGUGGCAGUGGCUGAGGCAGUAGGUGCCACUGUAUCCUUACAUCGUACCCAUCUUCGCCAAGCAUGCUGGGGACGCGCUAGGCCUGCUGCCCUGCUCCUGGUCUCCUGCUACCUAGCGCUGCUGAUGUUAGCGCCCAGCUGCUCCUCGGCGGGCCGGGCUGACGGACAUUCGGAAUGUGCCCUCGUGGCCACUCACUCCAUCCGGUUCGCGGUCUGGGCAAUACGUAAAAAUCAAGAAACUCUCGUCAAGUUCCAGUCGGGGGUUCCGGUUUCUUACCUAAAACCAAUGGUAAUCUCAUGUAACGGAAACAAACAACACUGGUCAUUGAAUGUUGGACAAAGGACAAAGGGCAAAUGGGAACUACCCCCAUGGCUGGCUGGCUCGGGCCCUGAUAGUUUGAUGCAGUUCUGGCAAACUGGCCAGUUGGCAUUCCAUAAUUAAACAUCCUUGGACUUCCUCGUUUAUUCAGCGGGAACCUCGUCGACGGCGCCAGGGCUUGCUCUCUACUUCUCUGGUUCUCUUUACAACCAUCUGUACUCCAAAAGAAAAAGAAAAAACCAACAAGACUGCCCAGACAGACAGAGACAUACACCCAACCUACGCCGUUGUCAAUCGCUUGUCGUGUGACCUGCGUUGCGCGUGUGGUCUACAUCUCGCAUCCUACGACCCGCGGCCUGCGGCCUGCGACCUGCGACCGAGACACCGUCGAUACGCGGCGGCAUACAUUGGGCGUGCCAACUCGCCUCUUGCGUCGUGACUCGCUCGUCCACACACCCAUCUGACGAUCGAACGGGCGAGGAUACCGGUAUCAGCCACUCGACGUUUGCCUUUUUCUCCGCGUUCCACCAUUUGUCCAGUGCGCUCCAGCCCGGCAAACCCCAUUUUGCACUACAGACUGCAGACUGCAGACUGCACCUGUCUGUCUGUCUCUUCCUUCAUCGUUCGCGCCCGUGCAGGCGCUUGAAUUACUCGGUCGCUGCACCCCGACAGGCCUUGCGAGGUUUGUCCUAGUAGAGCGGCCGCCUUCCUGCUGCGAUUUCGAGACAUUCGCACAAAAUCACGUCACACCUGCCCUCGCGCCUCCUCCGUCGGCUACUCGUCCAACGUCACUGCCUUACUCCGCCCUCUGUGUGGGUUCCGACUCGACCAUCGCUCAAAGUAGCAAAGCAGCUGCAGCUGCAGCCGUGGCCGUAGCUGCACUCGCACCCGUACCCGAACCCGCAGCACCAAACGCCGGGAACCCGAACAAGACCGAUGUUUCUUCUGAUUCAGACGUUUCCUCCACCAACCCAUUUCUAAUCCAACUUCUCCUUGCGGCUCUGCUCGAAAUAUCACAAGCAAAACAUCUCUCACCGACCACCCUCCACUGCGACCGCGUACUGUGACGCCCAGUUGCGCUUGUGGAUACUACCUCGCUCUAGUCAAUUACCCGGUUCGGCUUCUUCCAGCACUCUUUUGCUGCUCGCUCCUCUUAUCUGGCCUCCGCUCUUGCGCCUGCGAUUGCGACAACCACACUCGAGAGACGACCACGACGACAGCCUUCUUGACAACAACGACCGACCGACGAACGACGAUCGAUCGAUCGCUACGAACCCCGAGCACAAUACUAUGCCGAACUACUCCAGCAUUACUGAUGGGAACGCAAAUUCGAUUGCGUCUGGAAGCUCCGACGAAAUGUCACGACAACGUCGAAGAAACGGAAAGGAAGGGGGAGGGCAGGCCUCGAUGACCAGCAGUGUCAUCAACCUGCUCAAUACCAUUGUCGGCGCUGGAACUUUGGCGAUGCCCUCGGUGGUAUCGCACAUGGGCUGCAUGCUCGGCGUGCUGAUGAUUAUCUGGUCUGGCAUGACGGCCGCCUUCGGCCUCUAUCUGCAGUCACGCUGCGCCCGUUACCUCGAUCGCGGGACCUCGUCCUUCUUCGCCAUCUCCAAAAUCACCUACCCGAACGCCGCUAUCAUUUUCGACACUGCCAUUGCGAUUAAGUGCUUCGGUGUCGGCGUAUCCUACAUGAUUAUCAUUGGCGAUCUCAUGCCCAAGGUCUUUGUCGGCCUUUUCAGCGGUGCCGUGGCUACUUACCCUUAUUUGGGCGAUCGCAACUUCUGGAUCACCGCCUUCAUGCUGGUCAUCAUUCCCCUGAGCUUCCUUAAGAAGCUGGACUCGCUCAAGUACACCAGCAUUGUCGCUCUGGUCUCUAUUGGAUACCUCGUUAUUCUCGUCAUUUACCACUUCGCUACCGACCGGCUCAAAGACAUGAGCGAAAUCAGGGUCGUUGAACCUGAAAGCGCUGUAGCCUUUCUCAGCACGUUGCCCGUGGUCGUUUUCGCGUACACGUGCCACCAGAACAUGUUUGCCAUCCUGAACGAAAUCAAAGACAACAGUCCCAGCAGUGUUAUUGGAGUUGUGGGCUCUAGCAUUGGUGGCGCCGCUUCGAUUUACAUCGUCGUUGCCAUCACUGGCUACCUCACAUUCGGCAACAAGGUUGUGGGCAACAUUGUCAUGAUGUACUCCGCGACCGCCGCAUCCUACAUCGGCCAGUUGGCCAUUGUCGUGCUUGUCACUUUCUCCGUCCCGUUGCAAGUCCAUCCCUGCCGAGCAUCCGUCGAUGCGAUUCUCAAGUGGCGCCCGAACCGUAGCUCAAGCGGCAACGGCAGGCCCAGCUCCCCUGGCGGUCGCCCACUUCUACCCUCGUCGGCGUCUGUCCACUCCGAUCACGGAUCCAGCUCUUCUAUGGGCGAAACUCGAUUCGCGGUCCUGACCUCUAUCAUCCUUAUCCUUUCUUAUGUCACUGCUCUUUCGGUCCACAGCCUCGAGAGAGUUCUUGCCUACGUCGGCAGCACCGGCUCAACCAGCAUCAGCUUCAUUCUUCCAGGCCUUUUCUACUAUAAGAUCAGCGACCCCGACAGCAUGCACCAGCAACGGCUCCACAAGGAGGAUGACGACGCCGACUAUCCCUCGGAUGAAGAGGACGCGGACCCGAUGGUCACCAGCAUUGCCAGUCUUGGCAGUGUCGCCAGUGUCGUCGCCAACCCACGUCAAUGGAACCGCAAGUGGCGAUGGGACCUGGAGCACAUUGAACAAGACGCCCUGCGCAAGAUGGCUCUGGCGCUCGCCAUAUACGGUGUGUGUGUCAUGGUCGUUUGCCUUUUUAUGAAUAUCGUGUUCCACGCAUCGCACUGAGCGCGGUUCUUUUCCAAGUCUCCAAGGAGACACAGUUUUAGAGAAAGAGUUGUUUUCAAACGCGAUGAUGCAGAGAUAUCUACUACACGGCCGCUUGGGAUAGACAGUUCGCGGCGCCAAAAAAGACACCGCGGAAAGCGUAACGCAUAUUUGGGAGUUGGAGGCGGUUUGCUUGCUUUUCCUUGUUUUAGGAGGGUUUUGUCUUCUCUUUUGUAUAGCCCCCUUUGCCAGCGUGGUGGUAACAUGCUUAGGGCGUUGGCCACGUUUGUGUUGUCCUAAAUUUCUUUCUGAUUAACUCUCUUCUUGGUCUAGAGACAAGCCUCCCAAGAUGAGGCGGGAACCCCGAAUAGUCAC